Molecule: messenger RNA, 794 nt
Organism: Cherax quadricarinatus
Lineage: Eukaryota; Metazoa; Arthropoda; Malacostraca; Decapoda; Parastacidae
Source: RefSeq, a predicted model, not a curated record
AUGAAUAUUGAUUUACUAUAAAGUUACAGUAUUGCAUAUUUUAAGUGUAAAUGUUAUGAAUACAGCAAAUAAACUUUUACGUAUUUCAGAAUAAAAUUGUGAGGCAUGUCAGGAGGGAGAAGAAAGUCUCGCAAACCACAGAAAUGGGAAGACUAUGUUGCCGAUGAAGAACAACUAGCAACUAUUGAGAAGGAACUAGUGAAAGAAGAAAAAGCCCGUAUGAAAUGUGCCAGCAAUGAUGGAGAUUCUUCAGAAAAAUCUCCAGACGGUGGUCAGGAUGAGGAGGACGAUGAUGAUAAUGACACCACAGAUGAAGAAGGCCAUUUACAGAUUGUCAUUCAGAAAGAUGAAAGUGAAGAAUUUCAAACAGAUAAGGAGUUAAUUAAAGAAGAGAUUCUGAAGAUGAGCUCAGUGUUGGAGUUCAAGAUAAAAAAGAGAAGCAGUGGUCUACCACUCAAGAAAAAAAUAAUGGAGAAAUGAUCGGAGACUGUACCAUAUGUGGAAUUCAGUUACGGGAUUGGCCUUCUACUCAUAGCCAUCUUAGAUUUCACCGUCUUUCAUAUGUUCCACAAUGCAAUUAUGGAAAUGUGCUGACGCCCUUGACCAAAAGGUUAAAUUGCCAAGUUUGCCAGCGAAUUUGUCAAAACAGAGAAGUGUUGGCAUAUCAUGCUUACACUGAGCAUUAUAUAAACCGAAAAGAUGCAAAAUGCUGCCCUUUUUGUAGCAAGAAUUUCAAAGAUAAUGAAGAAUUUCAAGAACAUCUUGACAUGGAUAUUAUUAGCUUUAAGUGCCAA